Symbiodinium sp. CCMP2456 is the source of this 366-nucleotide messenger RNA. Lineage: Eukaryota; Dinophyceae; Suessiales; Symbiodiniaceae. The record is from the annotation of a GenBank genome assembly.
GCAGGCUUCACCAGCCAGCAAGACAAUAUCAUCUCCAACUGGGGCUGCACGACUCCCUCAUUGGUCUACGACACGGAGGGGGGCAAGGACAUUGGUAUUGCCGAGAGCCAUGUCGCGUAUACCUGCGAUAUCGAGUUCCCGCGAACUGUGGGCAACACGUACUUCGGCGUGGUGGGCCCUUGCGGAGGGCAUACAGGCGACUAUCACUUUCACCGCAGCUUCAGCUGCCUAUACGCUGCCUCCGGCGGGCACUCGACGAAGGUCGGCGUCGUCGCAGGGCACGACAUGUACGGAAAGUGGGAGGACUUUGACAACAACCUGCUGCCACUGCUGGAUGCUUGCGGGGCUCACAUCGGGCCAACGCCG